UUUCCCCUCUGAAAUCACAGUCUAAUUAGGCAGACAUCUUUCCAAGGUUCCAACAAAGCAUCUACACCCAUCAUUAGCUGUAACCCAUUUGGGUUGCUUUGGUUUCAGUUUUCUGGGUUUUUUUCUUUGGAGAAAGGAAAGCAAGAAGUAGGGACAUUGGCCAAACAAGGCCGGCCACUCAGUGGAGAGGUUUCCAGAUAAGAAGGAUCUGAAGGACUUCCCAUGGGCGUGAGGGAAAUCACACACGCCAUCCGGGGAAAAGACCAGGAAAUCACUUCUUGUUUUCUAAACAGCAGGCUCUCAGGAAUGGCUCUGUGAGGCUCGGAGGACCAGAGCAGGGAGGCACCGGUCAGGAGGGACACCGAGCUGGGAGGGGAGCUGCCCACGCCUUGCAAUGAGUCCUGCUUGGCUCUUUCUUCAGCGGGUGUGAGGCCUUCGAGGAGACUGACGGGCAAAUGGCCUCGUAGGGGAGAUCUGAAAGCUUCUAGGAGUCUGGUUAUAGCAGGAGCCCGUCUGGGGACUUCGGCGCUGGACAGGCAAAGCAACCCACACUUGAAGAAAUGAAAUAUCCAAGGAGAACCACGUUGUGCUUCAUGAUCAUUGUGAUUUAUUCUUCCCACAUUACAAUGACCUUGAAUUUAGAGUCUAUUGUUCAUCCUUUGAAUCUCCAUGAACAUGAACUAGCAGGGGAGGAGCCACUAAGGCAAAAACGAGCGGUCGCUAUGAGCCGUCCUGCAGCUAAAGAGUACACUGUUGACAUUGAGAUCAGUUUUGAAAAUGCCUCCUUGCUGGAGCCUAUCAGAGCUUACUUGAACAGCCUCAAUUUUCCAAUUCAAGGCAAUGACACUGACCCAGCUGCCAACAUUUUGAGCAUAGAGGUGACAACAGUCUGCAGACCCACUGGAAAUGAAAUCUGGUGUUCCUGCGAGACAGGCUAUAGGUGGCCUCAAGAACAGUGUCUUCCAAAUCUCAUUUGUCAAGAUCAGGACAACUCCCCUGCAGGGCAUCAUUGCAAUUGCCUUAAAGGACUGCCCCCCAAGGGACCUUUUUGCCAGCUCCAAGGAGCUGUAACCCUGAGAAUGUCAGUCAGACUCAAUGUGGGCUUUCAAGAAGAGCUCAGGAACACUUCCUCUGCCCUCUACAGGUCCUACAAGACUGACUUGGAAACAGCGUUCCAGAAAGGGUACAGUAUUUUACCAGGCUUCAUAUUGGUGACUGUGACAGGGUUCAGGCCCGGAAGUGUGGUUGUGUCAUAUGAAGUCAAGACUACAACACCAUCAUCUGAAUUAAUGCGUAAAGCGAAUGAUCUAGUAACACAGAACCUUAAUCAGACCUACAAAAUGGACUACAAUUCUUUCCAAGCAACUACUAGUAAUGAAACUAAGUUCUCUGUCACACCGGAAAUCAUCUUUGAAGGGGAUACAGUCACCCUCAUGUGUGAAAAUGAAGUUUCGUCCUUCAAUGUGUCCUGGUACCAUGUGGGAAGGCACUCUGACAUCCAGAACAGCAGCAAAUUCUGGAUUGCCACCACCGUGCUCAACAAUAUGACCUCAGUGUCGCGCCUCACUAUUUACAACUUCACUCAGGGGGACGAGGGUGAAUAUAUUUGCAAACUGACAUUAGAUAUUUUUGAAUAUGAGUCCAGAAAAAAAAUUAAUGUCACACCCAUCCGAAUUUUCUCAACUGAAAAAGUAGAGGUGACAUGUGACAACAGUCCUGUAUCUUUGAACUGCUGCAGUGAGAUCAAUGUUACCUGGAGUAAAGUGGAGUGGAAGCAGGAGGGAGAAAUAACCAUUCCAGGAAACUCUGAAACAGACUCAGAUUCAAGCUGCAGCAGGUACACCCUCCAGGCUGAUGGAACUCAGUGUUCCAGUGGGUCGGCCGGAAGGACAGUUGUCUACACGUGUGAGUUCAUCAGCGCCCAUGGAGCUCGAGGCAGUAAGGACAUAGAAGUGACAUUCACAUCUGUGGGAGAUAAAUCCAGCCACAAAGGGGAAGUGCACGAGUUCCUAAGGCAUGUGAUGGAAAUGAGUACAGUUCAGAGCACCACCGGGAACAGCCUAGAAACAAGUAAAGCCCAGGAGCAGCAAGCCAACAUAACAAUAACCCCGGACCCAAUUUCUGUUUCUGAGGGACAAAACUUUUCUAUAAAGUGCAUCAGUGAUGUGAGUAACUAUGAUGAGGUGUAUUGGAACACUUCUGCUGGAAUUAAAAUAUACCAAAAGUUUUACACCAUGAGAAGGUAUCCUGAUGGAGCAGAGUCGGUGCUGACAGUGAAGACCUCAACAAGGGAGUGGAAUGGAACCUAUCACUGUGUGUUUAGAUAUAAGAAUUCAUACAGUGUUGCAUCCAAAGAUGUCACUAUUCACCCGCUGCCUCUGGAGCCGAACAUCAUGGUUGAUCCUUUGGAAGCUGCAAUUCCAUGCAAAGGUUCCCAUCCCCUCAAGUGCUGUGUCGAGGAAGAUGAAGACUACAGAGUAACUUUCCACGUGGAUUUCCUGUCCUUUCCUGCUGCCAAAGAAGUUAAUGGAAAGCAAGUGUGCUACAAAUUCAAUUUCAUGGCAAACUCAAUAGUUUCCCGGUGUCCAAAAAAUGUUGAUGUGUUCUGUCGCUUUACCAAUGUCGCUGGUGACUCAGUCCAGAGUCCAUCUAUGAAGCUUAAUCUGGUGCCUGGAGAGAAUGUCACAUGCCAAGAUCCCAUCUUAGGUGCUGGGGAGCCUGGGAAAGUUAUUCAGAAGCUCUGCCAGUUCUCACACCUGCCCAGCAGCCCUGGAAGUCCCAUGGGUGGAACCAUGACUUACAAAUGUGUAGGUUCCCAAUGGCAGCUGAAGAGAAGCGACUGCAUCUCUGCACCAAUAAACAAUCUGCUCCAGCAGGCCAAGAUUUUGAUCAAGAGCCCCUCUCAGGACAAGAAGCUGCCUACAUACCUGAAGGAUCUUUCUGAUAACACAGGCAAAGUGGCACAUGAAGUGAGUUCAUGUCCUGGGAACCUGGGAGCCAUUAUUAACAUCCUCGAUUUGUUUUCAACAAUUCCGGGCCAAGUGAAUUCAGAAAUGAUGAAGCACGUUCUCUCUACGAUUAAUAUCAUCCUUGACAAGCCCGUUCUGAAUACGUGGAAGGUGUUACAACAGCAACAGACCAAUCACAGCUCUCAGCUACUGGAUUCAGUGGAAAGAUUUUCCCGAGCAUUACGGCCAGAAGGAAGCAGCGUGCUGUCCAUCUCCCAAACUAAUGUACAGAUGAGGAGCAUGGUCAUAAAAUCUGGCUCCCCAAAACCCUACAAGCAGACCUUUGUUUUCUCAGACUCUGACCUCAGGGGUGAAGUGGCUAUUGACAAGUGCCAUCUGGAACACCUGCAGCCAGAUACAUCUAUUGUCACCGUGGCGUUUCCAACUCUUAAAACCAUCCUUGCCCGGGAUGCUCAGAGAAACAAUUUUGCAAACAGCUUAGUGAUGACAACCACUGUCAGCCACAAAAUAACCACGUCGUUCAGGAUUUCAAUGACUUUUAAGAACAACAACUCCUUAGGUGGGAGACCACAAUGUGUCUUCUGGAACUUUGCCCUAGCCAACCACACAGGCGGGUGGGAUAGCAGUGGGUGCUAUAUGAAAGUUGAUGGGGAUAGUGUCUUCUGCAGCUGUGACCACCUGACAUCAUUCUCCAUCCUCAUGUCUCCUGACUCUCCAGACCCUGAUUCUCUCCUGAAAAUACUACUGGAUAUCAUUUCCUACAUUGGGUUGUGCUUUUCCAUCCUGAGCUUAGCAGCCUGUCUAGUUGUGGAAGCUGUGGUAUGGAAGUCAGUGACCAAGAAUAGGACUUCCUAUAUGCGUCACAUCUGCAUAGUCAACAUUGCUGCCUCCCUUCUGGUCGCUGACAUUUGGUUCAUUGUGGCCUCCACCAUCCGGGACCAUCACUAUGUACUCAAUGAGACAGCCUGUGUAGCCGCCACCUUCUUCAUCCACUUCUUCUACCUCAGUGUCUUUUUCUGGAUGCUGACUCUGGGUCUCAUGCUCUUCUACCGCCUGGUUUUCAUCCUGCAUGAUGCAAGCAAGUCUUUUCAGAAGGCUAUUGCAUUUUCUCUUGGCUAUGGCUGCCCUCUUAUCAUCUCUGUCAUCACAGUGGGGGUCACCCAGCCCCAGGAAGUCUACACAAGAAAGAAUGCCUGUUGGCUUAACUGGGAGGAUACCAAGGCCCUACUAGCCUUCGUCAUCCCAGCACUGAUCAUCGUGGUGGUGAACAUGACCAUCACGGUUGUGGUCAUUACCAAGAUCCUGAGACCUUCCAUUGGAGACAAGCCCAACAAGCAGGAGAAGAGCAGCCUAUUUCAGAUCAGCAAGAGCAUCGGGGUCCUCACGCCACUCUUGGGGCUCACCUGGGGUUUUGGUCUUGCCACUGUGUUCCAGGGAAGCAAUGCUGUGUUCCAUAUUGUAUUUACCCUCCUCAAUGCCUUCCAGGGAUUAUUCAUUUUACUCUUUGGAUGCCUCUGGGAUCAGAAGGUACAGGAAGCUUUGCUGAAAAAGUUUUCACUGUCAAGAUGGUCCUCACAGCACUCAAAGUCAACAUCCCUAGGCUCAUCUACACCAGUAUUUUCCAUGAGUUCUCCAAUAUCAAGAAGAUUUAACAAUUUGUUUGGAAAAACAGGAACGUACAAUGUUUCUACCCCAGAAACAACCAGCACCUCCAUGGAAAACACUUCCAGUGCUUAUUCAUUGCUCAACUAAAAACAGGAAAAGCCAACCCAUGUGACUCUUGAGGAGCAGUGGAUGUGCUGUGAAAAAGAGAUCCCAUCAAAGCCCUGGGUAAAAUGUUUCCUCCACAGACUUCUGGGAGCAACACUGAAGAGACUUUUUCAUUAGGAAAGAGGCUUUCUUUUGUAAAGAUAGAGUAAAAGUUAUCAUUCCAUUUAUUUUGCUGCCUCACCCCCACCCUUGGUGUCAUACCAAACAUGUAUAGUAUUUAAAUGAAACUCAAGUUUCCCAACGCCCAACUUACCUGUCUAUAUUGUAAAAUAGAAUUUCAAAGAGACAUUUUCACUUUUCACAAGUUGGGCACAAAGAUGAGCUUUGAUUAAAAUAAUAAGUAAAAGGCUAAUACCUAGGAAAGAUUUCAGUGAAUUCAAGGAGAGAAGGAAGGAAGGAAGGAAGGAAGGAAGGAAGGAAGGAAGGAAGGAAGGAAGGAAGGAAGGAAGGAAGGAAGGAAGGGGAGAAGGGGAAAAGAGAGAAAAAUAACAUGAAGAACCACAUUUUAAGAUUUCCAUGUUCAUGAUAUAAUUACUCAGAUAAUGCAACAUUGUGAAUUAAAAAGUGGCUCAAAAAUGGAAACUGAAAAUAAGCCAUGGGGAAAGUUCAAUAUCUUCCCUGUAUUUUCUCAGCAAGGAAAGGGGGAAAAUCAGUGGGAAAAAAAAAGGGAGAAAAUUACAUCAUCAGAAUGCUUUGAAGUGGGUAGUAAUAUUUACAAGAAAUGCAUCAAAGGAGACAUGAUUCUGCUGAUGUUAAACACACACAUAUAUACAUAUAUAUUUAUAUAUAUAUUUGCAUUUAAGGUUUGAGCUAAGUAGGAUGAAUAUGCAAAGGAAGUGAGAUAACCAUCCUUUAUGAGUUCCAAGCAAAUCCAACUGCCGAUUACAUUUCUAUAGUUUAUCAGAAAAGCCUUAUUUUUGGUUUGUUCCAUGUUUGGAAAGCAAAAAAUACACAUUUUUAUAUCCAUUAAUUGUCAAAUGUGAUAUAUUGCACUGAAAACAGAUCCCAACUGUCUAUAUUGUAUGUAACAGCUUUAACCAGGUACUUCUCUGUGCAUUAUAGAAUAGAUUUGGAUAAUUUAUGGCAUUGUGUAUUACUAUUGUUAUUACUGUGGAGUUAGUGGGCCUUGGCAUGUUGUAGAGCUCUCUAUGUAUUAGCUCUUUCAGUCUUUAAGUUCCCAGAGCAACAUACAUUUAGAGUUCUGUUCGGUCCAACUUGUGUUGAUUGCAGCCACUUGGAGAUCUUCCAGAAAGCAGUGCCACAGCUGGCUUGUCUGUGCUCACGUGACACUUUCCCCUGAUGAACAGGCGAUGGAGGUUUUUCCAAGAAUUUGAUUAUUUGUGAUUUAUGUGUGUGUGCGCCUUUCAUACAAAUAUAAAUAUUUAUUAAAAUUGCAUCCAUAUUAAAGUUAACCAGGCACUGCAGCUACAGCAGCCAUACAUUCCAAACCAAAGUCAUAAUGAGACAACAGGAACGUGGGGACACUUGGGAAGUACGCGUCGGGUGCCCUCUGUAAGGACUGAGAGCUGACCUGUCAGGAGGUAGGACAAAAGAGGCUGAAACUCAACAACCAUUAAUUUAUUGAGAUUCAAAGGGGUUUUCUUUUAAUAUUUUAACUCUUUAAAAAUCUCUUCCUUUUAUUUUUAAUUCUAAAUUCUACCCUGGCUUUUUUUUCUUUGUGGGGGAUGGGGGCUGGGAGAGGUAGAACAGAUAGAAAUAUUGACAGUGUUUAAAGUAAAUGAACUCUUUAUUUCUGCAAUGUCAGAAUGACAUAGACAUUGACUCGCACAUGUGCCUGAAAAUUGUCACUUCAGUAUUCUAACUGAAGAGUUCAUUAUUUAAAGUCCCUAAAGGAAAUGACUGUUAGGCUAUGAUAUUCUCCAGGGCAUGAUCAUUUUGGGCAGAGCUCAGUACUGAGAACCUGGAGAACCCAUUGAAGUAGAGUUAGGCAUUAGGGAAAGACUAGCUUUGACUGAUCUGGUUCCUGGGGUUGGACCAGGGAGAACAGAGGCAGGGUCAUAGCACAACAUUAGCAUGGCCAAGGAAAGCACAGUACUCAGGAGGAGGCUGUGGUUCUCAUGUUCAGAAACACAAUGGGACAAAAAACACUGAACUUCCACUCACUUCUGUAAGGGUCCUUUGGGAAUUAUUGUGUUUGAUAUUGUGAAAGGAACCCAUGCAAUGGCAGGAACCUUCGGCAGAGUUCCAUAGAAUGUGAUCCUGGCCCUCUGCCCAUAUUCGUUAAUGGAGGCACGUUCCCUUACUACACACAUAUACACACGCAGGCAUGCGCGCGCCUCCCACUUUACGAGCCACACCACUGGAUGCAAAUUCCAGGAAAGCUAUGAAAACAAAAAAAAUUGGAGAAAUACUUGUUGGUUGUCUGCCCUCCCACAAGACACAUAGUUCAACCUCUGCUCUUUGCCAAGAAUAUCUUAAACUAAGCAGUGGAACUCAAAACUCUAAGGGAGACCAUCCAUGAAUCUGUAAAGUUUACGAAAUCAGGGGCCCCUCUUGGCCCUGAGGUCACCAGUUCUCAAUCAGCAAUUCCUCAGGGAAGGAAGAGGAAGAGGGAACAUUAACUCUCAUGUUGGUGCAAAGUGAGCUGUGUUGUCUACUUCACUUAUAAAGUGCCCCAUGCUUCCCCAGGUUCCUGACUCUCUCAGUGCGUAAAGUCAGUUGCAUUGAACUAAAUUUUCUUGCAUGAAGGGGACCAUCCAUUAAGUUGGUUUCUUGCAAAGGGACCUGUGCUAAUGGUUCAGAGAUUGUGAGAUUGAAGCGUUCACAAGCAAGCAAUUAAUAUAAACUACAGAAAUAUUCUCUGCGAAGACUGUAAGUGCAGUGGAACACACCAGCUCUCGAAUGGAACACUUGUCUGCCAUCCACUUCCCUGUUUCUUAAUAAAGAUGAAUGGAUUUUGGGGGAUGUAGGCUACUCAGUCCAUAAAUUAAGAAACACUAUGGGAAGUCACAGCCUUUGGUGGUUUGUGUAGAAAACUUCAGAGGGGUCUGCGUUGGAAGGUUAAAGAAAAAGUUACAUAGAGAUGAGAAAGAUUAUAGCAACCGGUAAAUGCAGAAGCAGGGGGUAGAGUUAUUCUGAGAGGAGUGGAACGGGAAGUCACAAGCAUUGAGAAGACGAGAGGAAAUGAGGGAGGAAAUGAGGGUGGCCGUAGAAAUGCUGAGAAGGUGGAAUGCGUAUUACUUGUGACGAGUGAUGGUGACGUCAAACAGGGACUUCUGUAUCCCAGACAGGAAGCCAGUGACUGAGGCCAACAGGAGCUGGAUUCCCUGAGUGUGCACAGUGAAAGAGGGGCCUCUGGUGGAUCUUUCUGAUGUAUUUUUAAAAGUCGGUGAAAAUACUGUCUCAACAUUUCAAAGAUGUUAGCUUUGAAAUGAGAUGCUAUAGGUUUCUAAAAUUAGAACUUAGAAUUGAAAAUCAUGUCUUCAUAUGCCAGUAUACAUCUACGGUUCUUUUCCAUGUUUAUAACAAUAAAAUAUUUUAUAAGAUCUGGUAAAAUAUAUAAA
Messenger RNA from Pteronotus mesoamericanus, 8263 nucleotides. RefSeq names its product adhesion G protein-coupled receptor F5 (gene ADGRF5). Gene Ontology annotation, molecular function: G protein-coupled receptor activity. The record is from RefSeq and is a predicted model, not a curated record. Gene Ontology annotation, cellular component: membrane; cytoplasmic vesicle. Gene Ontology annotation, biological process: fat cell differentiation; energy reserve metabolic process; adenylate cyclase-activating G protein-coupled receptor signaling pathway. NCBI's taxonomy places the organism in Eukaryota, Metazoa, Chordata, Mammalia, Chiroptera, Mormoopidae. The coding region runs from base 561 to 4721 and encodes 1386 amino acids. The transcript has 22 exons.